Messenger RNA from Mus caroli (Ryukyu mouse), 2549 nucleotides. NCBI's taxonomy places the organism in Eukaryota, Metazoa, Chordata, Mammalia, Rodentia, Muridae. The record is from RefSeq and is a predicted model, not a curated record.
GUUCAUUCAUGAUUGGUACUCGGCCCCCUGAGAUCCAGCCCGAGUGCGGGGCGGAGCGGCCGGGUGGCAGCAGGGGCGGGCGGGCGGAGCGCAGCUCCCGCACCGCACGCGGCGCGGGCUCGGCAGCCUCGGCCGUGCGGGCACGCCGGCCCCGUGUCCAACAUCAAGCAGGCUUUGGGGCUCGGGGCUCGGCCCUCGGAGAAGCCAGUGGCCCGGCUGGGUGCCCGCACCGGGGGGCGCCUGUGAAGGCUCCCGCGAGCCGCUGGCCCUGGGAGUCAGUGCAUGUGCCUGGCUGGAGAAGGCAGCAGCCACAAGCUCCAGGCGCCCCGGCCCCACGUUUUCUGAAUACCAAGCUGCAGGCGAGCUGCCCGGGGCUUUUUUUGCUUUCUCGCUUUUCCUCUCCUCCAAUUCAAAGUGGGCAAUCCACACCGAUUUCUUUUCAGGGGAGGGAAGAGACAGGGCCUGGGGUCCCAAGUCGCACACAAGUCUUCGCUGCCAUGGGGGCCGUCAUGGGCACCUUCUCCUCCCUGCAGACCAAACAAAGGCGACCCUCUAAAGAGCAACACAGGGGACAGAUUGUGAAGCAGACUGAGUGGGCAGGGGAGUGGGGCUCAAGGCCCAGGACCACCUGCAGUGUGACCCAGCCCAAACCCAAAGUCCUAGUUCCCAAUGGCAGCACUCUCUGAACAGCUCAGACUGGUCCGACAGGGACCAAGGAGGUCACGUUCUGACACCAUCCCCUCUGCUUCCAGACAAGAUUGAGGAUGAGCUAGAGAUGACCAUGGUUUGCCACCGGCCUGAGGGACUGGAGCAGCUUGAGGCACAGACGAACUUCACCAAGAAAGAACUGCAAGUCUUAUACCGGGGAUUCAAAAACGAGUGCCCUAGUGGUGUAGUCAAUGAAGAAACAUUCAAGCAGAUCUACGCUCAGUUUUUCCCUCACGGAGAUGCCAGCACGUAUGCACAUUACCUCUUCAAUGCCUUCGACACCACCCAGACAGGCUCUGUAAAGUUCGAGGACUUUGUGACUGCUCUGUCGAUUUUACUGAGAGGGACAGUCCAUGAAAAACUAAGGUGGACGUUUAAUUUGUAUGACAUCAAUAAAGACGGCUAUAUAAACAAAGAGGAGAUGAUGGACAUAGUCAAAGCCAUUUACGACAUGAUGGGGAAAUACACCUAUCCUGUGCUCAAAGAGGACACUCCCAGGCAGCACGUGGAUGUCUUCUUCCAGAAAAUGGAUAAAAAUAAAGAUGGCAUUGUAACGUUAGAUGAAUUUCUUGAAUCCUGUCAGGAGGAUGACAACAUCAUGAGAUCUCUACAGCUGUUCCAAAAUGUCAUGUAACUGAGGACACUGGCCAUUCUGCUCUCAGAGACACUGACAAACACCUUAAUGCCCUGAUCUGCCCUUGUUCCAAUUUUACACACCAACUCUUGGGACAGAAAUACCUUUUACACUUUGGAAGAAUUCUCUGCUGAAGACUUUCUACAAAACCUGGCACCACGUGGCUCUGUCUCUGAGGGACGAGCGGAGAUCCGAGUUUGUUUUGGAAGCAUGCCCAUCUCUUCAUGCUGCUGCCCUGUGGAAGGCCCCUCUGCUUGAGCUUAAUCAAUAGUGCACAGUUUUAUGCUUACACAUAUCCCCAACUCACUGCCUCCAAGUCAGGCAGACUCUGAUGAAUCUGAGCCAAAUGUGCACCAUCCUCCGAUGGCCUCCCAAGCCAAUGUGCCUGCUUCUCUUCCUCUGGUGGGAAGAAAGAGUGUUCUACGGAACAAUUAGAGCUUACCAUGAAAAUAUUGGGAGAGGCAGCACCUAACACAUGUAGAAUAGGACUGAAUUAUUAAGCAUGGUGAUAUCAGAUGAUGCAAAUUGCCCAUGUCAUUUUUUUUUUCCAGAGGUAGGGACAAAUGAUUCUCCCACACUAGCACCUAUGGUCAUAGAGCAAGUCUCUUAACAUGCCCAGAAGGGGAACCACUGUCCAGUGGCCUAUCCCUCCUCUCCAUCCCCUGCUCAAGCCCAGCACUGCAUGUCCCUCCCAGAAGGUCCAGAAUGCCUGCGAAACGCUGUACUUUUAUACCCUGUUCUAAUCAAUAAACAGAACUAUUUCGUACACUCUCAAUUACUUCUUCUAUGACUCCAUGGCUCAGAAGAGGCAAGUUGUGACAAAGGCCACCCAUUUGGCCUCCGGUUACUAGUACUUUCUUGGGGCCACGUGCCUUCACCCUUAAGCCAUCUUCAUUAGCAUGCAAUUCAAAUACUGUGGCCAUGUGCAAAUAGUACUUCCAGACAACACCUCUUUUCUAAUAGGAUUGCUCCUCCCAAGACUCCAAUAUAAAAAAAUACCAGAGCCUCAUAUGGCACAACUAGAGCUGAAAAGGACCAGUCCUCUCUGCUGAUGAUGUAGAGUCUAAAGAUUGAUCAAGUAGUUCCAUCUUAUAACCAUAAAAUGAUUACUUGGGUCCAAUGUCAUGUAUCUUAGUUUUCCGUAUGUUAUCACAUUAAAUAUUUCCUUACACAUUAAAAGAUGCUCUAACAAGAGCUUCCUUGAAAA